Messenger RNA from Colletotrichum orchidophilum, 2802 nucleotides. RefSeq lists its product as uncharacterized. Bases 1 to 2802 code for a protein of 933 amino acids. The transcript is spliced from 6 exons. NCBI's taxonomy places the organism in Eukaryota, Fungi, Ascomycota, Sordariomycetes, Glomerellales, Glomerellaceae. The record is from RefSeq and is a predicted model, not a curated record.
AUGAGUUUCAUCGGGGGAGUCGCUCGAGUCAAAACCGAGCAACAUGACGAGACCCAGCUGGAUGGUCCCAUCAACGAAGGCAUCGAGGCGAAGAGCAUGCAAGAUCACGAUGCCAUGCCACAUGUUUUUACCGAGGGAACACUUAUCCCUGUUAAACAGCGAGAUCUACUGACCUUCUCCUACCUAGAGAAAAUGAGAAAGAUCAGAGACCCAGAUCUUUGGCAGUCGUUUUGCGAGAGGAUCUUGCCGCUCCUGGACGAUCUCGAGUCCGCUUGCAGAAGCAUUGCUUCCUCCAGAAACCUUCAGCCUGCUCUCAAGACUGCGGCAUCGCAUUGGGUUCACCGAAUUUGCGAUUUGCGUCAUCGAGCAAAGCGAUCGCAUCAGACUGUUAUCGGUGUUCUAGGUAACACGGGUGAUGGUAAAAGCUCAACUAUUAAUGCUUUGCUAGAUGAAGAGAGUUUGCUUCCCACCAGCUGUAUGCGUGCAUGCACUGCUGUUGCCACGGAGAUUUCCUACAACCAUGACGAGGACGAACAGAACCCAUACCGUGCAGAAAUCGACUUCAUCUCUCGUGAGGAGUGGGUACGGGAAGUCAACAUACUACUGAUGGAGUUCCUCGCCGAUGAGACUGAGGAGAAGGAAGAUCUGGACCCAGAAAGUGAAGCAGCCAAAGCUUUGGCAAAAGUCCAAGCGGUUUAUCCGUCCAUGACCAUCCAAGACUUGGCUACCAGCACCUCGGCACAGCUUGCUGAUCAUCCAAAUAUCACCCGGCUUCUUGGCACCACCAUGACGCUGAAAUGCGACAAUGCCCAGAACAUCCGCGAGGAAGUCCAGCCCUACGUCGACUCCAAGGACAAGGAUGACGAUACCGCGGCAUACUGGCCUUUAGUGAAGGUUGUCAGGAUCUUCACCAAAGCCAAAGUGCUUUCCAAUGGCAUCACAAUCGUGGAUUUGCCUGGUCACCAAGAUUGGGAUGCUGCCAGAGCUGCGGUAGCAAGCAACUACAUCAAGUCAUGUUCAGGUAUCUGGGUCGUCGCUCCUAUCAACAGGGCUGUGGACAACAAGACAGCCAAAGAUAUCAUGAGUAACUCCAUCAAGCGUCAACUCAAGCUUGAUGGAGCGUUCUCGGCUUUGACCAUCAUUUGCUCAAAGACUGAUGACAUGGCAAUCAACUCGGGAUUAGAAAGCAUGAAAUCGAGACUGAACAAGGAUACUAAGGACGCAUGGAUCCAGGUCCAAGCAAUUGAUCGUCGUAUCAAGGCUUUAGAAAAGGACCUCAAGGUCGUCCGGGGUUGUCGUAAACAAGCCCGCACUGCUACUGACGACGCUACAGAGCGUCUAGCUAAGAGAGCACGAACUGAGCCGCCCGAUAACCAAGCAAAGGAUCUUGCCCUAGAGACAUCUAUGGACUUGGCCGAUGAUAGUGCUACCAACUCUGAUCCGAACGCAAAGAAGCAUGAAGAGCUUGCAGAGCUGAAGCUCGAAAAGAAACAGCUCAUGUACCAGGUGCAUGCGCGUUUAAUUCGGAGGCGCAACGAGCUCUCCAGAGAGGCUGUCAAGAAGCACCUUGCCAAAAGCUUCAGAGAUCUUGAUCGACAGGAUGCAGCAAACUCCGACGCACAUAGCCAGGCUAUUGGAGAGCCCCGCGAUUAUGACGAAAUGUCCAUCUUGACUCCGGUGUUCUGCACCAGCAGCCAUGUAUACCAGAAAAUGCAGGGUCUCGUGGCGAAUGACGACGAAACGACUCCUGGUUUCGACACUGAGGAGGAUACUGAAAUUCCUCAGCUCCAAGCUCACGCUCAGAAGCUGACAGAGGAGCUUCGCAUUGCAAAGUAUCAAGAGGUGCUCAAUGACAUCUGCCAAGUGCUCAACUCCAUAGCCAUAUGGGCUCGGGACACGGCAGAGACUAGAGCCACCAUCGAUGGAGAGCAUUUGAAGGGGAUGCUAAUACGCCUUCAAACCGAUAUUAACGGAGACGUCGAGGAUUGUCUCGACAAUCUGCACUUGAAAGCAGAGACCAUCUUAUAUGCCCAGAUGACGCGCUUGAGCUCCAAUGCCAGCCGGGCGGCAGUUCCUACCGCCCUUCGCUGGUGCCAUAUGAACCACUCGACCCUGAGGGCUACAUUCAUUCGUCAAGGCACCUGGAAGCUGCAUAACUUCAACGAAGACCUAGUGAAGCCCAUUAAAGAAAACAUUGCCCAGACCUGGGCCAACUUCUUCCAGUUCAGCAUCCCAAGCGUGCUUGACAACUUCUCUGUCUCUACGACCCAGCGACUGAGUACAUUUCACGAACAAGUCAUCAAGCAACUCGGAGUUCACGACAACGACCAUGACGAAUCUCCAACAAUCAUGCAGCUCAACCAGCAGCUCAAACUUCACAAGGAGAAGCUUGUGCGCAUUGCCGCCCAAAGCCGGAAUGGAGUCGAUGAAGCCCAGAAGGACGCCAGUCGAGCGUUGACUCCACCAAUCGCGGAAGAAAUGGCUCCUGGAUAUGAGGAGUGCGGUCAGAUACAUGGAACUGGAUCAGUCAAGAAGAUGCAUGCCAGAAUCCAGGAAUACAUUCUCAACCGCAAGAUUAAGAUGUUUCGCACCGCGAUCCGGAACGUCAAGGAGGUUCUCGAGGAUGGCCUGGAGACGGUGGGCGAGGACAUGACGGCUGAGAUCAGGAACCUUGCUGCAACCAUGCACGGCGAUUAUAUGCUGGCGUUGGCAGAGAAGCGGGAGUCGGCACGUCGUAUUGAGGAGGCGUCCAAGCGAGGGAUGAUGGAGUUCCUGGAGCAUGCUGGCGAGCAAUUCAGAUAG